AAACAGCGUCUGUCAAUCGUGCUCUGCAGCAGAAUUAUCAUCUGAGGAUUUUGGUUAUUAAAUGCAAAAUCAGGAAACUUUGUUGCCAGAAAGUAGUAAGAAGAAUUCUGCAAUGUCGGCAAUUUUCAGGUGCAAGAAGCUUGUAUAAUCUCGAAGUUACUAUAUAAAUCAGUGCAAAUAUUAGGCUGCAACAUAAGCAGCUAAUUGUGGACAAGCUAUGAGCAGGCAAUGAGAAGGGUUCUGAAGCUGGUGCACCCUGGAGGAUUUAUCGAGCUUCAUCAAAAGUCGAUUUCAGCUGAUGAGGUUAUGAAAAAGAAUCCUAGACACUUUGUUACGCGUCCAGACGUGUUCAGAUACCCUUGGAUUGUGGUCAGGCCUGAGUCAGUUUUGAGUCCUGGUAGCGUGUUUUACAUUGUUCCAUUUCAUACUAUUCAUGCUUUGAUGCAUAAAACCCUUUUUCCGAAUCAGAACCAACUACUCUUGCAGCAACAGGAUUUAGUUGAUUCUUCUGUUGAGUUAACAUAUUUUCAUCAUUUUCUGAAAGGGAAAAGUUUUGAUUCAUCGCAUACACGAACUAAAGUAGAUUUCAGGAUUGAUAAGUGGCCUGAUGAUGACAUUUUCCCCAAGUGUUUUCUUGAACCAGAUCAUCACCACUGUCAAGAAUCUGUAAUUAAGUCUCGUUUCGAGCUUGAACAUUUUGAUGAUUUUCGUAAGGAAACACAUUUGGUCGAUCCUUGGGGUACAGCUUGUUGUUACGGAAGUUACGAUGAAUUUGAGAGGGAAGUUAACUCUUCCAUCGAACCAAUUAGACCUUUGUUUCCGUUGGAUAUUGCUUCAAGUGAUGUAUCCAUUGAUGGGUCAGUGCUUAACAAAAAUUCAAAUGAGAAGAAGUUGAAAUCUUGUUUGAAAAAGGAGAACCUAUGUAGAUCACGAGGAACUACAGUAAGAUUUAUGCUUCCGAAAUGAGGAUGAUGAAUCUUGAUAGCUUCUUGUAAUUACUUCCAUUUCAAGAAAUCUUAUUCAUUUUCUCUUUUA
Molecule: messenger RNA, 1035 nt
Organism: Mercurialis annua (annual mercury)
Lineage: Eukaryota; Viridiplantae; Streptophyta; Magnoliopsida; Malpighiales; Euphorbiaceae
Exons: 2
Coding region: 229-966 (245 amino acids)
Source: RefSeq, a predicted model, not a curated record